AGGCCCUAUGACUGCCAUUCGUAUAAGAACGUCAUUGUUUGCCGAUUAAAGUGAGCCGAAGGAUUUAUUUAUAGUUCAAGAAUCAGUACUGCCCGUGCCUGGGCUAAAUUGUUGUCACUACCACUUGAUUGUUAUUCAAAUCUCCGACCUGUUGCUAAUUGAGAAGAUUACAGCUGUCUCUUUUUACUAUUUACAUGAACUUAUAUACGUCGCUGAAAUAACACUCGAUCAAUCGUAUUUUCAACUAGUUGAGAGAAAUGGAGUUUGAAUUUAAUAGACCCGACAGAGCAAGCAAAUGCACGUGGAAGCCUAAUGCAGCAGACAGUCCUCAUCGCGUCACUUGUAGACAACCGACCGAUUGGAAAAAUGUCAUGCCAAAUAUUCUGCAUGCAAUUGGACAGACGCCGAUGGUCAAGCUCAAUCGCCUACCGAAAAGCUAUGGAAUCAAUUGUGAAGUGUUCGCGAAAUGUGAAUUUAUGAAUCCAGGAGGUUCAGUGAAGGACCGAAUCGCGUUCAGUAUGAUCGAGAACGCCGAAAAAAGGGGUAUUUUGAGACCAGGCUGUACGAUAAUUGAACCGACAAGUGGUAACACAGGAGUAGGUUUAGCGCUCGCAGCCGCUGCAGGGGGCUAUCCGUGUAUCAUAGUUAUGCCUGAGAGGUUUUCCGAAGAGAAAAGUCGUAUUGCGCAAGCCUUAGGCGCCAAAAUAGUACGCAGUCGAUUUGAUGCUGCAUGGGAUGGCCCUGAAGGUCCAUUCGGAGUUGCUCAAACAUUGCAAAGAGAAACUCCCAACAGCGUGAUCCUCGAUCAGUUUGCCAAUCCAGACAACCCGUUGGUUCAUUACAAUCAGACCUCUAUCGAGAUUUGGGAACAAUGUAAUGGCAAGAUUGAUUAUUUGGUUGGAGGUAUCGGAACUGGUGGAACCAUCACUGGAAUCGGACGGAAAUUUCGAGAACUAUCGCCGAGUACAAAAAUUAUAGUAGCCUCCCCUACAAGAUCCUUUCGUGAUAAUAAAUGCUUGGAUCCUGAGGAUCAAAUACAUCAUGUCGAAGGCAUUGGAAUAAGCUUUGUCGCAACAACCACGGAUCUUAAUAUCGUGGAUAUGCAAGUAAACACCGAGCAAAAGGAAUGUCUGAAUUUAGCUAGAGAAUUGAGCAAACAGGAAGGCUUACUUUGCGGUGGGAGUAGCGGGGCUGCUUUAUCGGCAGCAUUGAAUGUCGCCAAAGAUUUGCCUGCGAACAAACGCGUGGUGGUCAUUUUACCAGAUACCAUUUACAAUUACAUGACCCAGUUUGUUGCCGAUUCGUGGAUGGAAUGGAAAAAUUUCCUGGAUCCACCGAAACCGUUGAAAACUAAUGAAUGGUGGUGGGAUUUACCGGUUUCUGAAAUAUCUCUAAAUAAACCUAUUGUUCUACCGAAUGACUCGACUUGUGAAAAAGCUCUGACACUGCUGCCAGAAGAAGGCAUCCAUCGAGUAGCCAUUGUUGACGAGAACGGCUGUAUCAACGGCUUUGUCACUCGCAACAAACUGUUAAGUGGUCUGAUAUCUGGAGAAAUAAAGUCCUCUGAUCUUGCAAUGAAAGCGCUCAUUAAAUAGUUCAAGAGGGUUGCCAAGACGAUUACACUCGGUAGACUUUCCCGAAUUAUUGAACAUUCAUUGUACGCUGUUGUCUACGAUGAAAAUAAUAAUGAUUCUCUCGUUGGAAUUGUAACACAAAAUGAUCUAUUCAAUUAUGUUUCUCAGCGCAAAUAAUCGAAUUGUGAACGGUAAUGUUAGCAAACGAUGUAAUUGUUUAUUUUGCAUGUAUGCAUGUAGAGCAUGAAACGAUUUAUUUUAAUACAAGAAAUUUUUUAUUUUUCCAACUAAAAAUUACUUUGAGAAAAGUGUGAUCUUAUGUAUCUUCUUUUCCUUUUCAUUGCCUAAUUUUUCUUAAACUAGAAUCGAAUGGAAAAUGAUUAUAUUACUUCGCACAAUGCUCAUUAACUAACGAUGAAUAGCUCAUUGAUUAUUUAUACACUGUGAUAAUCUUUUUAUGUUUCAACGUUCAAAGUUAACAAAAGCUUGACAUAUUUCACAAUUUGAAGGCAAA
This is a messenger RNA of Phymastichus coffea, 2088 nucleotides long. Its product is annotated as cystathionine beta-synthase-like. Gene Ontology annotation, cellular component: cytoplasm. Gene Ontology annotation, molecular function: cystathionine beta-synthase activity; cysteine synthase activity. Bases 258 to 1595 code for a protein of 445 amino acids. NCBI's taxonomy places the organism in Eukaryota, Metazoa, Arthropoda, Insecta, Hymenoptera, Eulophidae. The record is from RefSeq and is a predicted model, not a curated record. The transcript is spliced from 6 exons.